This is a messenger RNA of Plectropomus leopardus (leopard coralgrouper), 2550 nucleotides long. Its product is annotated as transmembrane protein 179. NCBI's taxonomy places the organism in Eukaryota, Metazoa, Chordata, Actinopteri, Perciformes, Serranidae. The record is from RefSeq and is a predicted model, not a curated record.
GGGGUGAGUCGGUCCCCGCCCUAUUUUCUUUAAAUACCCACCACCACGGCGCACCGUUACACGGGACAUAAACAGUGAUGUGCUGAUAUUAAUCGACAUAAAUUAUUCUUUAACAACGUGAGUACUUGAACAGCUUAAUUUAUAUUUAUAUCAUGGAGCUGGACCGGCGGCUGCUGCUGGCUCACUGCGCGGCUCACGCCCUGUCGGUGGUGGCGGGCUUGUUGGUAGUCGUCCCCCUGGCUCUCAACGGCUCCGCGUUCAAAGGCCGCUGCGCUCUCUUCUCCUCCGGCUACUGGAGGACAGAGGACCGGGAGGAAUUGACGGGGCAGCCGGGAGACGUCUCUCACUUGGUGGUGCAGCAGUGGGGCCCCCCGGCUGCCUGCCAGUGCGCCACAUUUGUGGGUAUUUUCACGGUGCUGUACGGAGCAGCGCAGGGCUGGAGGUGUCUCUUCUAUCUGCACGGAAGACACGAUGACACCCUGUUCUCGUCCUUCCUGACGGUGCUGCUGAGUGUGUGUGUGCUCUUCCUGUCCGGAGGGGCCAGUGUUAUCUUGUCUCUGGGAUUCGCCUCCUGGUGUGACACCGUGACUGAUCACAACAAACGGCCGUACAGCUGUGCAGAGUCCCAGUCGGUUCCUCUUUACCUGGAUGUGAACACUUCCUCUUUCUACACAGAGCUCAGUCUGGCACAGGUGUCUCUGUGGGGUGUGACGGCUCUGUGGCUGGCUCAGUCCAUCCUGGCUUUCCUGCGUCUCUACCACUCUCACAGCCAGCACAUCAGCGGGCCGUGUCGUCCCCGAGAGAAGGAGCUGCUGCUGGGACACAGUCCGUCCGAAAGCUGCUCCCCGACACCUCCACAUCCCCCGGCAACACCCACCAUCUUUGUCUAACUGAGAGUGUGUGAGGUAUUAACGUCAACUCCAUUUACACUUUAUUUUAAACCUCUUUUUGCCCCUCAUCAUUAUUGAUCAUGUGCAUGUAUAAUAUGGGCAUGAACGUUUGUAUUGUGAUAUAAUUCAUCAUGUAUAAUAGAGACUGACUGAUGAUUCAUAUGGGCGUGUAUGUCAGCUGAUAAGUAACAAGACAUUUCAGCGUUUCAGAAAUGACAGAUUUGUUUCAGCUCGUUUAGAAAUAGCGUAUCCAUGGUAAUAUCAGUCAGGGUGUAUUACAUAAACACAUGAUGUUUGAGCAGGGACAUUUACAUUACAGGACACUGUCAGCCCUGACACCACAGCGUACAUCCAGUUUCUGCGUCAUAUGUAUUGAUUCAUUUGAGUCACAGAACUAAGCAUCUGAUUUUCUGAAUGAUAAAUACCAGUUGAUUAAAAAAAAAUCCCAAAGACUCUCCUAACCAUUUGGAUGAAAAAAUAUUCAAUCUACUGCACGCCAAAAAAGAUCAGCCUAAAUUUUCAAUGACAAUAUCUCCCUUUGGCUAACUCUCUUUUUUUAAUAAGGAAAAAGAGUUUUCAUCUAAAUAUUUGAAUUCUUAAAAAUGCCCUCCAAACAGCACUAAGUGCUGUUUAGCACGCCUCUUGUUUUUUCAAAGCUCUGCUGGAAUUUUGUUAAGUGCCAGUUUAAUGGUGAUUCGUGAAAACCACUAACUGGGACUAACCUCAGCUAUGUUGGGGACAAAAGGGAUAGAAUAAAAACGCUCAUAGCUGAAUCAGACGUAUUCAGUGAUCUAAAAAAACCACAGUGUCAUUUAGAAGCUAAUGAUGAUUCUCGCCAUUUGACGGUGACUUUGUAAAUGAAUGUUUUACAGUUUAUUCACGUCACUGGUGACGCCAAACCAGCCAGAUGGUGUUUCUCUUACAGUCUGUUUUAAAAAUAUUUAAUAUGCAUGGUUGUUUACAUUUCUGCUGGAGUCUGACAUUUUGCACAGUCGUGUUCUCGUCAGGGAGAAUACACUUUGUCGACUGUUCUGAGUGUAAUAUUCAGAUGUAGCACUGAGGCGCUUUUAUUGUGAAGCAUUUGGUGAGAGUGUGACCGAGCCACUGAGUAACAGGCUCACUGUGUGAGCAUGACCCAAGUUCUGUUGUGUAACAGGGGGAAAAAAAAAAAAUCACUGCUGGCCCUCUCUCUUCUGGUGACGAUUUUUGUCAUGAUGCUGUUUGUCUGGACGCAGCCGCUCUCAGGGCGUCAAUGAAGCAGUCCAUCUCCUGAAAUGAUACCUGUGGAUUCUGUAGCGUAACAAGGAGGAUCUGUGAUGGUUUUCAUGUUGAGAGAAUUGUGCGGAGCUCAGAGGGGUCGAUGAGGAGGAGAGAAGUUGCUAACUUUGCCGAGUUUUCUUAAACAAAUGACUCAAAGUUGAAUUAAACUUCUUUUCUGUUAUCAUCGACCCCGGAGGUUGUAAUGACACACAGACAGCGGAGCAGGAAAUCUGAAGUAGAGAGACGAGACAGUGAUGCCACUUGAAAUGAAUUGUUGUAGAUGAAAUGUUUUUGUACUAUAACUGACAAUGUUUUUUGCUUUUUACCUCUUAUACCUGUUUGUUCUCAUUCAUAUUCAUGUUUUUUUUUUUGCAUUUGUUGAAUAAAAAGUCUCCCGUUA